Messenger RNA from Lodderomyces beijingensis, 1320 nucleotides. NCBI's taxonomy places the organism in Eukaryota, Fungi, Ascomycota, Pichiomycetes, Serinales, Debaryomycetaceae. The record is from the annotation of a GenBank genome assembly.
AUGGCCAGAGGUACAUUAAAGCAACAAUUAAAAAGCCAUCAAUCCAAAACCAAGCUGGAAAAUGGAACUUUUUCACAGAGCCACAAGAAGCUGAAAAAGUUGCAGAAGGACAGCGAAGGAGAUGAAAACUUGUCUAAAGCUGCCUUGACUCGAGAAGAAGCACCACCAGUUGUAGCUCCUGCAUUGGGGCCCAAAGCAAAGCUGGCUAAGAAGACGAGCGAAUCUGAUCUUGAAGACUACAAGAGUGGUGCGUUGUCGAAGAAGGAACAACGGAAAUUAAAGAAACUACAAAACCAGCAAACACCUGAGGCAGAAGAAGCAGAAGAAGAAGAAGAAGAGGAAAAAAUGGAUGAGGAUGUUGUUGAAGGCGAACUUGAGGAGGAUGAGUCGGAAGAUGCUGAAGAAGAAUUGGAUUAUGAGAAAUUGGCAGCUAGUGAAAGUGAAAGUGAUCUAGAUGAUGAUGAUGAUGAUGACGAUGUGGAAGAAGAAGAAGAAGAUAAGGAGGAGGAGGAAGCCGAGGAAGAACAAGAAGAUGUGCCUUUAUCAGACGUCGAAUACGACUCAGAUGCAGACGUGAUACCUCACACAAAGCUAACGAUAAACAACAUGGCCGCACUCAGAGAAUCAUUGGCCCGUAUCGCAAUACCUUGGUCGAAGCAUUCAUUUAUCGAACACCAAUCCGUGGUCAGUGCCGAGCCAGCAGAAUCACUGAUCAAGGACAUUUACGACGACACCGAGAGGGAAUUGGCCUUUUACAAACAAGGUUUGGACGCCGUCAAACAGGCAAGAGCCACUUUGCUCAAGUUGAACGUGCCGUUUUCACGUCCCGUUGACUAUUUCGCGGAAAUGGUCAAGAGCGACGAGCAUAUGGACAAGUUAAAGACCAAAUUGUUGAGUGAAGCCGCUGAUAAGAAGGCCUCCGAAGACGCUAAAAAGCAAAGACAGUUGAAGAAGUUUGGCAAGCAAGUACAACACGAGACUUUGCAGCAACGAGCUAAGCAGAAAAAGGAAACGUUGGAGAAAAUCAAGAGCUUAAAGAAGAAAAGAGGCGCCAACGAAAUAAGCAACGAUGACGAUUUUCAAAUUGCGCUUGAAGAAGCCACUAAAGAGGACGGGUACUCCCGAGGCGGCGGUGACAACAAGAGGAGAAAGCCCAAUGGUAAGAGAAUGGCCAAGAAUGCCAAGUAUGGAAGCGGCGGUAUGAAGCGGGGCAGCAGGAAAAACGAUGCUGCUUCUUCGGCUGAUAUAACUGGGUUUUCCAACAAAAACAGCAAGGGCAAGUCAUCUAGACCUGGUAAGAGCAAGCGUUCAAGAAGGUAA